GAUGGGAGAGGGAGAGAGCGAGCCCAGGCUGGAGCAGGGGUCAGCAAGGUAAGUAUCAUUGGUGUCAGUGGGAGGAAUAGUGCCCCAUCAUUUGUGUCACUAUGGGAGGGGAAAUAGUGCCCUAUGGUUGGUAUUAGUGGAAUGAAUAGAGUUCCAUCAUUGGUGUCAGUGAAAGGUACAGUGCCUCAUCAUUGGGGUCAUUAAGAGAAAUAGUGCCCCAUUGUUGGUAUCAGUGGAAGGAAUAGAGCCCCUUCAU
Messenger RNA from Staurois parvus, 256 nucleotides. NCBI's taxonomy places the organism in Eukaryota, Metazoa, Chordata, Amphibia, Anura, Ranidae. The record is from the annotation of a GenBank genome assembly.